CCUCUCAUUCCGGACGUUUGGACUUUUCAGAGGGGAUGACAGACGGUGGGCAGAGGCCCUGGGCAGCGCCACCCGUAGGCUGCCCGGCCCUGCGGACCGGCGCGCAGAGAGCGUGGAGCCGCCGCCCAGCUCUGCUUCCGGCCGGGGGUUAGGCAGCGCGGGCGCCGCGGUGGGCGGGGCGCGGCGCCGCGACCCGCGUUGCUAUUGGCGGCGGUUGGGGGCGCGGAAACUGAACGGCCGGCAACGGUGGCGCUCGCCCGCAGGCCCGCUAUGGCCGGUCCGUGCCCGGCUCCCCACCUCUGACCCUGGCUCUCCCCCAGGAAGACCCCUCGCUGGAGAGGCAUUUUAAGGGCCAUCGGGAUGCAGUCACCUGCGUGGACUUCAACCUCAGCACAAAGCAACUGGCCAGUGGCUCCAUGGACUCUUGCCUCAUGGUCUGGCACAUGAAGCCCCAGACACGUGCCUACCGCUACACGGGCCACAAGGACGCCAUCACCUGUGUCAACUUCUCCCCCUCGGGACACCUGCUUGCCUCCAGCUCCCGCGACAAGACCGUCCGCAUCUGGGUACCCAACGUCAAAGGCGAGUCGACCGUGUUCCGUGCCCACACUGCCACUGUGAGGAGCGUCCACUUCUGCAGUGAUGGCCAAUCCCUGGUGACCGCCUCCGAUGACAAGACCAUCAAAGUGUGGUCAACGCAUCGCCAGAAGUUCCUGUUCUCCCUGAGUCAGCAUAUUAACUGGGUGCGCUGUGCCCGGUUCUCCCCCGAUGGGCGCCUCAUUGUGUCCGCCAGCGAUGACAAGACCGUCAAGCUGUGGGACAAGACAAGCCAUGAAUGCAUCUACUCGUACUGUGAGCACGGCGGGUUUGUCACCUACGUGGACUUCCACCCGACUGGCUCUUGCAUUGCUGCUGCCGGCAUGGACAACACGGUGAAGGUGUGGGACGUGCGGACUCACCGGCUCCUGCAGCAUUACCAGCUGCACAACGCCGCGGUGAAUGCCCUCUCCUUCCACCCGUCGGGAAACUACCUGGUCACGGCCUCGAGCGACUCCACGCUGAAGAUCCUGGACCUCAUGGAGGGCCGGCUGCUCUACACGCUCCACGGGCACCAGGGCCCAGCCACCUGUGUCGCCUUCUCAAGAACAGGGGAAUAUUUUGCUUCUGGAGGUUCUGAUGAACAAGUGAUGGUGUGGAAGAGCAACUUUGACGUCGACUAUGGAGAAGUCGUGAGAGGGCAGAAGCCCCCGGCCAUGCUCAGCGGCUCCUCCAGGAACCUGCCAGAAGUGGAUCUCCCUGUGACCGCCGGCGGCAGCGCGUGUCGGGAAUCGGUGCGGAGCCAGCCCCAGGAGCCCGUGAGUGUGCCGCAGACGCUGACCAGCACACUGGAGCACAUCGUGGGCCAGCUGGACGUCCUCACCCAGACAGUGUCCAUCCUGGAGCAGCGGCUGACGCUGACGGAAGACAAGCUGAAGCAGUGCCUGGAGAACCAGCAGCUAAUCAUGCAGAGAACGACACCGUGAUCAAGGGGACAGCAAUCAAGAGCUCACUCGAUUUGGGGUGGCAGGCGGGGGGGUUUGUACCAUGGGCCUUGGGUAAAUAAAUGACAGGGAUUCAGCUGGGUGGGCCCUCUCCAUCCUGAGCCCAGGGGCUCCACCAGCCGUCAGAAUGGGAGGUCCCCGGUCGGCGAGGCCCGCACUUGCACGACGGACCGCAUCUAGUCUGGGGAGAAGCGGCCAGCCCCAGCCCCGGAGGCAGCCCCAGUUUCACUCACCGAGCGGGGGCUUGUUUAGCUGACGCCACACGCUGAAAGCCCCUUUCCCCACUGCACUGUUAAGAAAGCUGCCUGGGAUGGGCGGUGAGCCUGGUGUUGCCUUGCACCAACAGAAGCCCAUGUGGGUGCGGCUGGGCCCAGGGGGCUGGGACCGAGCCUCUGAGCAACAGGGACCUUGCAGUGGCCAAGUGUCCACCCAACAUGCUCCCUGUUGGGUGGCAGGAGGGCUGGUGGCAGCUCCUCAAGAGCAUCUGAAGACUAGAACAGACUUUUGUUUAUUUUGGGGCCAUAUCUCGUGGUGCUCAGGGCUUCUGGCAGCACCUGGGGAUCAUAUGGGGUGGGAGGGAUUGAACCCGGGUGAUCAGAGAACAGUCUUUAUCCAGCUUGUCAGAGAAGCGACAGGGUCUGAGUUAGACCCAGCCAUCUCAAGGGGUCCUUAAAGGCCAGAGGACAGGGCAGCUUGGGACACCCCGGCCAGAACCAUCACUGAAGUGUGGAUGCCCAUAACCACAGCUGCUCGGAGUGUUUGGGGAGCAAGGCUGGUCCAUGUCCUCGCCCACGGGCUCUUGGGUCCUGAGUCUCCUGUAGCCCCACCUCUGCGUGCAUGUGGGAAGGCCAGGUGAGCGUCCACCGGCUGUGUGGGUGUCGCUCCUGCCUCAGCAUCUGACUUCGGAGGGCAUACAGCAUGCCAGGAAGGUACUGAUCCUCCAGCACACCUGCCCUGUCCCGAGGGGAUGGGGCUGGAGUCUGCUAGUUCUCAGAGUCGGGGUGACCGUACAGCUGUGGGGCUGGGUUGGGAGCCUUGGGCUCAGAGGGGGGCACCUGGUGUCAGCUUCUCCCUGCUUCCCACUGACAGUAGGGGGUGGGGGGUGUGCAGGGUCAGGCCUCGGGCAGUCUUCGGCCCUGAGUCCCUCUGGUCCUUUGGCUCACCUGUCACUGAUGGUGAGAACCUCCCCUCCAGUGGCCACCUGGCUGUCCCUCCUCCCCACCAUCCACCUGUCACCCCACUCUAACUUGGGCUGCAGGCCGUCAUAGCCCACCCCAGGCCCUGGCCUGCUUUCUGGGUUCCGGGACCCCAGCACAGGAUUUCCCCCCAUGCCAGCCCCGGAAUGCUUUGUGGGAGGAUGUGGGCAGGCUGCAGGGAGGCCAGCCUUACCCUCAGCACCUGUGUUGUUGGCCUAACAGGGCAUCUGGAUGGGGGCUGAGGCUGUGCUGACACGAGCCAGGGGCCCUGGGAUAACACUUCCUCAAACACAGGUCCCGGGGCACUGGGACACGGAGCGUCUCCUGGUCCUGUUCCCAGGCUCUGACUUCCCGUUCCAGGAUCACAUUUCCGCUUUCUCUGAAACCCACCUUUCCCUGCAGGUCUGAGGACUCGAAGAGGUGUGGGAGGUUGGGGGUCCUGGGAGGUGUUUUCCUGGGUUUCCUAUUACUGGUGAGUAGGCGUUGACCCUCUGGGGGGCGUCACCCCACCCCAGGCACUUUCUAGCCUGACGCCCCUCUCCCUGGACAGCAGCCUGGAAUUGGAGGUCUGGAGGGUUCCCAAGCGCUUUGCUUGUCCUUAA
Messenger RNA from Sorex araneus (European shrew), 3339 nucleotides. It is a transcript of the gene POC1A, whose product is annotated as POC1 centriolar protein A. Bases 417 to 1523 code for a protein of 368 amino acids. The transcript has 11 exons. Gene Ontology annotation, biological process: cilium assembly. Gene Ontology annotation, molecular function: protein binding. Lineage: Eukaryota; Metazoa; Chordata; Mammalia; Eulipotyphla; Soricidae. The record is from RefSeq and is a predicted model, not a curated record. Gene Ontology annotation, cellular component: centriole; ciliary basal body.